AUGGCGGCCGCCCGCGGGGCCCUCUGCGCCUGGCUGGCGGCGCUGACGGUGGCUGGUCAAGGAGGGAACACUUCCGACCGCCCCAACUAUGAGUGCGAGCCCGGCUGCGCCCUGCUGAAUGGGCAGGCGAACUAUCACGAGUUCCGCUGCGCAGACGGCCGGUGCAUCCUGGUCAGCGGCUAUUGCAAUGGCGCCGCCGACUGCGAGGACGGCUCGGACGAGGACUACUGCCCACCGGAGCGUGCGGGAGGCGGCAGAGGUCCUGCUCAUCAUGAGCAUGUUGCCGAGCUGCCUUACGACUGCUACGCGGGGCUCCUGCAGGAGUGGUCGCCUGGAAAGAGCGCGUGGUGCUGCUUGAACACAGUCAGCAAGCGCGGGUGCCCCGAUUUCGCCGCCGGGUGGCCAGAGGACGGCUGCGAGGACGUGCGCAGGGAGCCCAGCGCGCCGUGGCCAGCGAGCAAGAGGGCGUACUGCUGCCUGGCCAAAGACGUGGGCUGCCUGCCCGCCUCGGCGGCGGCUCCCGCCGGCGGCCGUCGCCGGCGGCCGCAGGCGCCGACCACGCCCGCCCCGUACAACUGCAGCGACGACGAGGCGUGGUGGGACUCCCACCAAGCAGCGCGUGGUGCUGCACGAGCACGCAGGCCGGGGCUGCAAAGACGCGUCGCCCGGGCAGGCGGGCGUGCCCUCCGCGAGGACAUCGAUUACAUCGACGUCUACCACCUCACAGCCGUACGACUGCUCCACGGGAUCUUCGAAGAUGAGCACAUGGUCUGCAAGGAAGAGGCAUUGGUGUUGCAGACACAAGUUGAAGGGGUGCUCUACAACCACAACACGAACAACUUCGACAUCGACCAGGACCCGUACGACGUCCACCCGCACUUCGACCCCCUUGCCGUUCGACUGCCAUGCGGACCUCGAGCGCGUGGAGGACAGCUGGAGCGCCCUGAAGAUGGAGUGGUGCUGCGCGCGCAUGGGCCUCGGCUGCCGCGACCACGACGAGGCGGCGGGCGCGGCGCCCUUCGGGUGCGGAAGUGGCGGUGCCGCCGGCGAG
Prorocentrum cordatum is the source of this 1051-nucleotide messenger RNA. The record is from the annotation of a GenBank genome assembly. Lineage: Eukaryota; Dinophyceae; Prorocentrales; Prorocentraceae.